AUGGCCAAAACCGUCAUGCAGCGGACUUGGCGACAAGAGUUGUCGUGGGAUGAACCCCUACCACCGGACAUUCGUGACGAAUGGGUCGCCUUCGUGUCGGACUUGCCGUCGCUGAAAACCAUUAAAGUACCGCGUUAUAUUAACUCGAGCCAAAAUGCCCCGUGUUACCUGCUAGGUUUCUGCGACGCGUCGCUGCACGGGUACGCCGCAGUUGCGUACGUGCGAAUGAGAGACGCGCCGGCGCACCAAUCAGUUUUUCUAAUCGGUACAAAAACAAAGUUAGCGCCACUAAAGUCAUUAACUGUUCCGCGGUUAGAAUUAAAUGCCGCGUUAUUGUUGGCCCGGUGGUUAGGGCGUCUCCGCCGUAUUUUGGAGUCACAGCUCAGUAUAGUUGGAGUACACGCUUGGUCGGAUUCUAUGAUUGUUCUGUCAUGGUUAACCGUACCCCACGAAACGGUAAAAGUGUAUAUAUCCAACCGCGUACACCAAAUCCAAUCGUUGUUACCGGAUUGUGAAUGGCGAUAUGUCGAAUCACUCGUCAACCCUGCUGACUGUGCAUCGCGCGGGGUAAUGCCCUCCGCUUUAGCACAACUUGAUUUAUAUUGGCGGGGACCGCCCAUUGUUUACACGGACCCCGCGGAGUGGGGCACCCGUCCGUCGUCGUUACCACUAAGUGAUUUACCCGAGGUCCGACCAGUUUCGUGCACUGCUUGCGUGGAGGAGGCACCGCGUGAAUGGUUUGACAGGUUUUCGUCCUACGACCGCAUGCUGCGAGUAGUGGCCAGAAUGUAUCGUUUUAUUGACGCAUGUAGCAGUAAAAGGCCAUGCGUGUCGAUAUUUUUGCAAAAAUCUGAACUUGACCGGGCCGCUCGAGCUUUGGUCAUCGAGUCUCAACGCAUCCACUUCGCCGUGUUGCACCGAGAGUUGUCAGGUGGUCGCGCGAUUUCGUCUCGACCAUUAGCACGGCUAGCUCCAUUCAUUGGUCCCGAUGGUCUUAUCCGCGUAGGCGGCCGCCUGCGUCAUUCGCUGCUAAGUUACGAUUGCAAGCACCCGAUGUUAUUGGCAAAAGGGUCGGUUUUUGCGUCAUCGUUGUGUCGUCGGUGGCACUUGUUGACGGGCCAUGCGGGCCCACGCGUGCUGGCUGCACUUAUCGCACGACAGUUUUGGGUCGUCUCGCUGCGGUCGGUGUUGCAUCAUGUACUGACGACCUGCGCUCGUUGUAUUAGGUUUGACGCAAAGCCGCCGACUCCCCUAAUGGCUGACCUGCCAGCCACACGCGUGCAAUCCCAACGGCCGUUUAUGUGUGUAGGCGUUGAUUACGCGGGGCCACUACAGAUGCGCGAAAAUCGACUCCGGAAGUCCCGUGAAUAUAAAAUAUACAUUGCAGUAUUUGUUUGUUUUGCUGUAAAGGCUGUGCACCUGGAAGUGGUAUCUGACUUAUCCACCGACGCGUUCUUGGCAGCAUUCGACCGCUUCGUCGCCCGUCGUGGUCUACCGAGCGACAUAUAUUCGGAUUGUGGUACGAACUUCGUGGGGGCGGACAAAAAGUUACGUUCAUUGAUUCUUAGCUCCGAAGGUCAGGCCGCUGUAGGCAACGCACGUGCUCUCUGCACUUGGCAUUUUAACCCGCCGAGCGCCCCCCACUUUGGUGGUUUGUGGGAGGCGGCGGUACGAUCGACGAAACGGUUAUUAAUCCGGAUCAUUGGGAAUUAUACAUUUUCGUACGAAGAGUUUACAACGAUCUUGUGUCGCGUAGAAGCCGUUCUUAAUUCCCGGCCGCUGACACCUGCGUCCACCGAUCCCCAUGACCUCGAGUGCCUAACGCCGGGGCAUUUUUUAAUAGGACAACCGCUGCUAGCAGUACCCCCUAGGUCAGGCCCUGCCACUAGUCGCACGUUGACCAAUCGUUGGAAGCUCAUGGACCAAUGUCAUCAGGCAUUUUGGCGGCGUUGGUCCGCCGAGUAUUUGACAACCCUCCAGGAGCGCUCCAAGUGGACCACAGGUAGCCCUCCCGUUAAAGUCGAUGAUAUGGUAGUCAUUGUUGACAACCAGAGCCCCCCUCUGUCAUGGCGCAUGGGCCGAAUCAUUGAAUUGUUACCAGGAUCUGACGGGCAGGUACGCGUCGUCCGCUUGCUGACUAGCGCGGGCACCGUGACACGACCAGUGGUAAAAAUAGUAUUGCUGCCCACUGCUGAGUAA
Molecule: messenger RNA, 2199 nt
Organism: Myzus persicae (green peach aphid)
Lineage: Eukaryota; Metazoa; Arthropoda; Insecta; Hemiptera; Aphididae
Exons: 1
Coding region: 1-2199 (732 amino acids)
Biological process (GO): DNA integration
Molecular function (GO): nucleic acid binding
Source: RefSeq, a predicted model, not a curated record